AUGCAGAGCGUUUCCCUGGAGUUAUACCCUGUGGAGGAAAUCGAGCGAGCCCUUCCGGACGGGGCCUACCAGGGGGGGGUCGAUGUAAAGGGCGAUGUGAGCAGCGAUGUGAAUAGGGAUAUGAACGGCGAUGUGAACGGCGAUGUGAACGGCGAUGUAAACGGCGAUGUAAACGGCGAUGUAAACGGCAAUGUAAACGGCGAUGUAAACGGCAAUGUAAACGACAAUGUAAACGGCAAUGUAAACGGCGAUCCAAGCUCUGGUGUUCGUGCCCAAUCCCCAGCGGACGAAACCCCCACACACCAGGAGGAGACGACCCACAACGGUGUAAGCGGUGUAAGCGGUGAAAGCGGUGUAAGGGGCGAAAUCGGCGAAACAGGCGAAAUCGGCGAAACCAGCAAAACAGGCGAAAUCGACGAAACCAGCAAAACAGGCGAAAUCGGCGAAACGGGCGAGGACAGCGAACCAAUCAAGUCCAAUGAAGUAACGAUAACGAGCGAGCCAAUCAUCGUGAUAGACAAAUUGGAACGCUGCUUAGUAGUAGAGUGGUACGAAAAUGAAAUCCGAAGGGAGCAAAGGAUCUCCUAUAAAAAGUAUGGAAAUGACAAGGCCAAAUUAAGAGCAAAGGAAUUGGUCGAAAAAUUAAAAGCAGGGAUAACAUUCGAGCAGCUAUACCCAGACAAAGGACCACCAAUCGUCCGAGUGUAUAAGGAUGUCGGAAUAUACCGAGUGUCUUUGAUAAGGGACAGAGUCGAAAGAGAAUGGAGAGUUGAGUGGACAGACAAGGACACUCCAAUGAAGGCUAGAUGGUCAUGCAAAAAGGUAGGUAAUGAUGAAGCACAGAAGAGAGCAGAAACAUUCGCACAGAGUAUGAUUGAAGGAGUUUUCAAUCCUAUUUUGCUACAUAAAGCUACGGGCACGAGAUUCUCCAGAUCGGACAAAACUGUUGUUAAGGUCAAUAUGUAUAUGAAGAAAAAGGUUAAGAGGAAAAAUAAGUGCAAGAUACUUAAUGAUGGGGAUAAAUCUUCCCUAAUUAUGGGAAAAGGAAUGAAGGAUGGAUUAAGGAAAGUGAAACGUCUGAGUGAUACUCUUGAUGGUUCGCUUGUGGAAGGAUGGGACACGGUUAAUAGGAACCAGACCUACAGUGGAAGUGGAAGCACUUUGAGUAAUCUUUUUAUGCAAAAUAAGAGUACCACGUUGGAUACAAGGACAGAUGUUACUUAUAUGGGGAGCCUCAAAGAGGAGGAUGCUAAAGUGGCUUCGCCUGAUGGGAGUUACCUUCUGAGUGAGUAUCAUCUCGGGGGGACCCCUAAGCAAGGGGGAGGUAUGACUGGAAAGAAAAAGUAUUACAAGCCUAGGGGAAAGUGCACGAAGAAAAGGGAGAGGAUAAAGAAGACAACAAAGGAGGGUGCAAAAUUGAAGGGGAAAAUGGCACAACGGGUAAAGGACACGAUCAUCGGUGCAAUGGGUGACCCUAUGCAGGACAAUUUGGAAGAUCAAUGCAGAGCUCCUCAAACGAAUGGCCCAGCGGACGUAAACUUAUUCAGUUGCUAUGUAAAAUUGGGAAAUGUAGACUUACCUCCUUUCUCAUCCAACAGUAAUCUUCUGAAGAAUGAGCCAGACAUAUGCGACCCGUUAGCCAUGCCAUACAGCGACAAUGGGGGGGUUAUCUUAGACUCUAAAAAUGGAAUCCUAGAAUCUCGUGGCAUGACGAACAAUUACUUCGUCCCCUGUGAGCAGUGCGAAGGUUACCACACGGGAAGUUUUAUGGCCAAGAGGGGGGACGACUAUUCCUCUAGGCAUGCAUAUGCAAUGAAGAGUACUUCCCAAGUGGUCUAUGUGAAUCGCGGCGUGGAAAGUGGAGCUCUGCAUUAUGGUGAUGAGCGUUAUGGGGAUCUUCUCUGUGGUGAUGUGAUCCAUUCCAAUGGGCACACUUUUCAUUACGGGGGGGAGGAUCCCUUCGGGAGGAGUCACACCAAUCGGAGUGAAUAUCUUCCGGGGGGACGAGUCGCUCUGUCCGGAGGCGGUCUCUCCGGGGGAGUUCUAUCAACAGGCCACUGUGCGAGCGUCGCUGUGUCGAGAGGAGAGCGGUAUAGCCCCUACUUGGUGAGUUACAGCGGCGGGGGAAUGGCGACCCACAUGGAGGCGGUCCAUAGAGCGGCACAAAUGAAGGCUAUGCAUAUAGGGGCACACAUGAAGGCUAUGCAUAUAGGGGCACACAUGAAGGCUAUGCAGAGGGACGAGCCAAACGAUGGUUUAUUACGCGACAUUGUAUGGAACCCCCAGGGGGCUAACCUACUCCCCCAGAAAAGCCACAUAAAAAAUAGGAAAAACGUGAGGCAGCGAAUCUGUCCUUUGAAGAAAAUAAAAUGCGAACGUUGUGGGAAUGACGUGAAAGGGAAAGCCCCACGCAAGGGAGCCCAAAGGAACAAGGAGACGAAAUGCCUCCCCGUAGAGGGGAACGAUGUUGGCGGUGUUACCGGAAUUAGCGGUGUUUCUGGAGUCAGCGCUGUUCCCGAUGUUAACGUUGGUGGAAACGGAGUAGACGAUCCCCACGUAGCUUCGAACAAAGCAGAGAGAAAAAAACGAAAGCGAAGCACGAAUAGGAAAUUCAAGGAGGACUUCCUACUCGAUGAGGAAUUGAGUAAGUAUUUCUUUACAUACCAGAAUUUUCAGUUAAGGAAAAACCAAGAGGCCCUGAAGAAUGAGCCAGAUGGAGUUAUGGGUCAUGUUGUGGGUGAUUCCAUGGGAGUGUGCAGGGGAAGGGGUCAUAGUCACCUGACCGGGGAGGUGUGUGGGGAAAAUGCCCACAUCGUGCAUGGGGGUGCUGCGCAAUUGAGAGGCAUUAAUCAGGAAGCAUUUGAGGCAGGACAGGAAGGUACCUACGGAUAUAGCGACCGGGUACCCACCGUGAAAAGGAGCACCCGCGCCAGCAGCAGCACCAAAAGCAGCGCGAGUGUCCAUUUUAACACAAAUCAUUAUGUCCUAAUGAAUGGUAACGUUAUCCCUCUUGAAAAUGCAGGGCAGGAACUCCUGACAGAAGAACCUCCUACGAAACCUCGGAGACGAACGAAGAAUUCCAAAAUUAGUCGAGCUAGCCAAAGUGCUUUAAACAGGGUAGACACGAUUAGCCAAAAGGACGAUUCAGUUUUUUAUGAUGAGAGAAAUGACAUGAAGGCGCCUUACCGGAUGUACAAGCCACAUGGGAAGAGAGGAGACUCUGCGUGUGGUGGGUUUGGAUCGUAUGCGGUGGCAAAUUUCGGUGGUAUGCUGGUGAGCGACUCUGAUUUUGACCCCAAAUCGAGAAACAACAAGGAGGGGAGCGGUGGUCACGUGCUGAAUGACAAUAUGGGAGGGGAUUCGUCUGCAGGUGAGCUUCAUCCAAGCGGUUUGAAUUACGAAGCGGGGCCCCACGUUAAGCAGCAAGGAGGCGUCGCAUGGAACUUCCAUGAUAAUAUCGCAGUGGACAUGGGAGUGGACAGCAAAGUGAAGAAAGGGGUGAACGCUGGAGGAAACGUCGGAGCAAACAACGGACCAAACAACCGAGGUGAACUUUCUAAUCUCCCUCGUAGUGACGUGGCCCAAGGGAAGACUCACGUAAUGAACCUAAGAGGGGCGAGAAGGAGAAGCACCCCAGUGAGUAGUGAUCAGCCCUGUGAGAUCCAUCGAAGGAAAGACAAUUUAAAUUGCUCUCUCGUGAGAAACAACACGAUCGAGUUUGUAGAUAAUCCAAGAGGGUAUAGAGUACCAUACGAAUACCAGUCGCGAGUAUUUUAUGAGCAUUUCGAGGUGCCGAUAAAUGCACAAAAGGAAUUUGAGUUACAGCAGAGGUACUUUGCCCGCUUGUUCUCUUUGCACAUUUUAGCCGUUGGAUGGAACACUAACAAGAAUGCCCGCGUGGAGGACUACAUUCAGGAGCUGUCCGAUCCUGCCUUCCGAUUUCUCACCAUGGGUGGCAUGGAUACCUCUGGGGAUGCCCCAAGUCAUCAUGGGUCUCCCGCUAGUGAGAAAAACAGACCCAAUGGCGACCUGGAAGGAACGUUGGGCGAACUUAAUCGCGGCGAAUUACAGAACGGGGGAUUCACUACAUCUAACAAAUUAAAAACCGAGCAGAGGGGUGCAGACUAUUGCUACGUUAACUCCGUGGGUGAUGGCAGCUCGGGGGUUAAUGAGGAUCAGUCUGUGAUCAACGUUGCCCUAAGCGAAGCGCAGCACUUGAUUUCUCCAGGCGAGGAAAUAACUGAUGGAAACGUUCCGGGUGAGGUGUCUGACCUCGAUGGGGAACUUAACAUGGACAAAAUGAACCACUGCCACGGGGCCAGUAACAUGAGGCGCUUCACUCAGCUGAACGAGGCGACCCAUUUGGGACCACCAUGUGGGGAGCCAGAGGUGGGAGACAUGAGCAAGUAUGAGUGUGCGCAUCUGCUGAGUGGUCUAAAUGAUGGGCGCGGUUUGAGCUAUGUUGCCGGGUUUGGUGGCUAUGGCGGUUUUCGCGGCAUCCAUAGCUAUGCGUUCCCGCAGAGUGUCAGCGGCAUGGGGACUCCAUACGACAUAUGUAUGAUGAGCAACAUAGACGGCACAGUGGGAGUGGACUACCGAUUGGGUAAUUAUCAUCUUCGUAAUGAUUUGGUGUCUGUGAAUGGGAAAGACGCCCCGGCAUGCUUAAACGGGGCAGACAACAUCCAGAACGGAAUAUGCGUAAGCUCAGCAGAAGGAAUGAACGACGUAAGCCCGGCCAUUGUUGAAGGUCUGAUUCUUCCGAAUGUGAAUUAUCCGAAGGAAUUGAACCGAACGCAUCUGCAUGGAGAACAUAUUGUGAACCCAAAUGUGAAUAGCAGUGUUAGUGUGACUUAUGACCAAGAGGGGGAGACAAGUUUAGAAUACGUUCAGAAUUACAUGCCCAAUGUGGAUGCAGAUUCGUGUGAACUUUUAUUAUCUAGGAGAAGCGAUUUGCCCAUCCAGGAGGAGGUGACCGUGGUGAGUCAAACACCAUGGGAAGGUAGAGAAGAGAACGAAGACGCACCCGUUGCAGUGAACACUGAAACGGUUAACCAUUACAACAGUUUUAUUGAGCGAACGGGGCAUGUCCCCUUGAGGCAAAUUCCCUUCAGGCAAGUCUCCACCAAUGAGUAUGAUCUCGUGACGAUUGAAGAAGAGGAAUUGCAUUCCCAAAAAAUGGGCUACAUGAGUUCGCCAUAUGAAAGGGAAGAUGGGAUCAACGGCGACAAGUUAGACUCAGAUGUGAUGGAAGAGAAUGUAGACGUUGCAGGAAAAGGAGACUGCCUCUACUAUAACGGAUACGCCAAUGCGGACAAUGGCAUUGGGAUGGCAGAACAAGGCAUGCACAACUGUGCUGAUGAGGUCAAUUACCACAUCGUUGCUAAGUCAAAUGACGAUUGUAGCAAUGGUAGCCCACACGGCAAUAGCGAGUACUCCAUGCAUGAGAGGCCGCACUACGAAUUUGGACACAUGAUUCAGGUGCUUCCAGGUUAUGAGCACCUGGAACGGGAAGGAAGCUGUCAGGAUAACGUUGUGGAUAGACAGGCACAGUCUCAGCUUGAGGACGCACAUUAUCGGUUCGGCGUCUGCAGCGGGGGGGCUCAUUGGUCCACUGGAGAGGUGGUCCCAGGGCAGCAGCACACGGGUGAGCUAAGCGGGGACGGCAGCCAUAACGGCACUCCUAGCGGCAGUAACAACGGCAACCAUAAUACAACGCCAAACAGUUACGACGACGUGGCAUACAACAGCUACUUUCAGAAUUCCACCAUCACCUCCACAUCCAUUUCCAACCCCAUGACGAGCAUCAAAGAUGUUAGCAGCUAUGAAAAUUUGGCUAGCAAGAGAAUGAUCGACAAGAUAAGGUCCACUUCAAAUUCGAGUACCAUAAACACGGAAUACCUUCCGAGUAACCUUUUAAAUUCUAUAAGUAUAAAUAAUUUGUGCCCUUCCAAUAAUGUGAAUGAACAGGUGCAGAAGUAG
Plasmodium inui San Antonio 1 is the source of this 5979-nucleotide messenger RNA. RefSeq lists its product as hypothetical. NCBI's taxonomy places the organism in Eukaryota, Apicomplexa, Aconoidasida, Haemosporida, Plasmodiidae. The record is from RefSeq and is a predicted model, not a curated record. The transcript has a single exon. The coding region runs from base 1 to 5979 and encodes 1992 amino acids.